Conger conger (European conger) is the source of this 966-nucleotide messenger RNA. RefSeq names its product tripartite motif-containing protein 16-like protein. Lineage: Eukaryota; Metazoa; Chordata; Actinopteri; Anguilliformes; Congridae. The coding region runs from base 192 to 959 and encodes 255 amino acids. The transcript is spliced from 4 exons. The record is from RefSeq and is a predicted model, not a curated record.
UAAAAGCGGGUGACAUUGGCUCAGGCGGUAAGAGCGGUCGGAUCCCACUCCCUGGGUGUGUCGAAGUGUCCCUGAGCAAAACACCCAACCCCCCGGAUUAUGUGAGUUAGGGUGGUAAGACAGAUUUGUCCUGAACCACACAGUGAAAUCCAGAGAGAUCUGAGACACACUAACCAGAACCACACAGCGGAAUGUGUAGUUUUUAUCAAACAUAUUCCAGCUGUGGAUCAAUUGACCUUCUCUUUAAAAAACAUGGUGGAUCUCUCUAUAACAAAAGUCCAUGCACCCUGGGAGGUGUGUUAUAUGAGUUUUAUGAGCUGCAGAAAGUCUGCUCUCUCUCUACAGUCCCUGCUCUGCUCAGCCUGGCCUCAGUCCAACACCACUCCUCCUGCAGCUGUGGGCAGAACCAGGGAGUCCCUCCCUCUCUCUCUCACACAGUUUCAGAGAAAACAAUUGGAGGAACAAAACGUAACUCUGCCUUAAAUAGCAGAGAUCAGGAGAAGGCUGAAGUGAGUCGGGCUGAAGGACUCCUGGAGCGACAGGAGCAGGAGAUUGCUGAGCUGAGGAGGAGAGACGCUGAGCUGAAGCACCUUUCACACACAGAGGAUCACAUCCAUUUCCUCCAGAGCUGUCAGUCUCUCUGUGUCCCUCCUGGACCUGGAGACUUACCCAGCAUCACUGUCAGUCCACACAUCUCUUUUGAGGCUGCGAGGAAAUCUGUCUCUGAGCUGAAAGAGCGACUGGAGGACGUCUGCCAGGGGCAACUGCUGAAAAUGGCUGAAUCAGUGAAAGAAGUACAUAUUGUAGAGCUCAGGACCAGAGAGGAUUUCUUACAGUAUUACUGUCACCUCACACUGGACCCCAACACAGCAAGUAACUGCCUCUACCUGCCUGAGGGGAACAGAGAGGCUAACCGUUUGAGGGAGCUCCAGUCCUAUCCUAUCUAUCUAUCUUUCUAACGAUUUG